Molecule: messenger RNA, 2332 nt
Organism: Lipotes vexillifer (Yangtze River dolphin)
Lineage: Eukaryota; Metazoa; Chordata; Mammalia; Artiodactyla; Lipotidae
Gene: MTCP1
Product: mature T cell proliferation 1
Exons: 5
Coding region: 614-937 (107 amino acids)
Molecular function (GO): protein serine/threonine kinase activator activity
Source: RefSeq, a predicted model, not a curated record
GCACCUGGGAAACGCCCGCGCCGGUUGGGGCAGGCGUGGCCGUCGGGGCUGAGGGCGGUGGCCGGCCGCGGUCUGGACGUCGGGCCGGGCGCGGGGGGCGGCAGGGAGGCGGCGCUCUCGGGCCGCGGGCGGACGUGGUCUGUGAGGAGCGCCCGGACGGCCGGGCCGGCGCCUCCUGAGCGCCGGCGCCCAUUUUGCCCGCCCGCCGAGAAGAGCCGUGCGCGGCCUACACGCUCCGGGGACCUCCCUCAGGCGGCAUCGCCGCGCGCGCCGGCCUUUCGAGCCCAAGGGACGCUCUUUUGAAAUUCGGUCCUGAGUUAAGGUUUUCUUUUAUUUUGUUUUGUUUCCAAGUUAGGGGCCCUGAAUUUGGGACCACUCUCUUUACCUGGACCACUUCCGGUGGCCGGCCCCGUAACUUCGGUUCGGUGACCUCGGCCCGGAAUGCCCCUCGGCUCGCCCCGGGCUCACGUCCCGAUCCCGGCUUGAGUGGCCCGGGGUGGGUGACCUGAAGUUGUAGCCUCGCUGCUCUCGAGGCGGAUAAUUAGCCCAAGAAACACUAUAUUCAUGCUUAGGUGGAGAAAAGCAGGGCUAGAAUUGGAAUCCAAAGCCCAGGAUGGCAGGAGAGGAUGUGGGGGCUCCACCCGAUCACCUCUGGGUUCACCAAGAGGGUAUCUACCGCGACGAACACCAGCGCACGUGGGUGGCCGUCCUGGAAGAGGAGACGAGUUUCCUAAGGGCACGAGUUCAGCAAGUUCAGGUUCCUUUAGGUGACGCAGCCAGGCCAAGUCACCUUCUCACCUCCCAGCUACCUCUCAUGUGGCAACUCUACCCCGAGGAGCGCUACAUGGAUAACAACUCUCGCUUGUGGCAGAUCCAGCAUCAUUUAAUGGUCAGGGGAGUACAGGAGCUGUUGCUUAAGCUUUUGCCUGAUGAUUAAUCUGGUGCUGGGAUUCUAGGAAGAUAUGCCCCUCUGUUCUGUUCAGUAUAUGGCAAUCACGUCAUCCACCACUGCAGUGCACCCACCUGUGGGCCUGUGGGGAGGGAGUGGGUUGAAAAACUGCUCAAGAACACAGAAGUUUAGGAAGGGUCAUGAAGAACACCGAAAGUGGAACUGCAGAGAAAGGGUUAUGCAGGCAGAAAGCAAGUCAACAAAAGCACUUAGUUAGGAUACGUAACUUGAAAUUGACUCCUUUGGAAAUUGCCAUAGAACCGUUAAUGGACAUCAUCAGCUGGAACUGGGAUCUGAUGAAUCCCACAAAAGUCAGCACCUGCUACAGAACAGAUGCCCUGAUCACCAAGGACUUGGUACUGAUUUAGAGAGAAGAGAGCAGCUCCUAGCAGCAUCAACAUCUAUUUGUCGCUUAUUUGCCCUGCAGCAAUUCACCUGCCUUUCCUUCUCCCAUCCUGUAAAUAUCCUAGGUUUUGCUCCAGUGUUUCCCAUCCCAGUACUGACCUAACUUGGAUCUACUAAGAACUUAGGGGGCUCUGAGGAAAAAAAAAAAGGGGGAGAUCAUUUGCAUUAAUGAAAUUAGCUACAAAGGCUCCUGGGCCUUUUUCCUUUCUGAAAUUGUGUCUUCAAAUUUUUAGAAGUUGCUGAUCAGAAUCGUGGGCACUUAAAUUUAUUCUCUGGUUACGAAUAUUUUAAAUAAGUUGGUUUCUGUAAGAACUCCAAAAAACGUUUUAGCUGCUUACCUAGCACCUUUCUCAGGAAGUAAUAAUAGCACCAAAUAUUGCUGAUUCACUACCUGAUAAAGAUUAUUUCCUGAGUUAAAAUACUCAUAGCAGUUUGUAUACUUUAAAAGAAGGGUUUUACUUUUUAAAAAAUCUUGGGAAUAAUAGCUAUCACGUGUUGAGUCCUUACUGCCUUCCAGGCACUGUUCUAUGCACUUUAUAUACUGUAUCACGUUUAAUUCUUCCAUCAAUGCUUUCAGGUAGGUAUGAUCUCUAUUUUACACACAAGUAAUAAGGAAAAAGGCUCAAGGAGUUAAAUCAUUUAUCAAGAGUGGUUCUCUGAGUGACAGAGCCGGGCAGUGGGCUGACUUGUCAGGCUGCAGCGCCGGCUCCUCUAGCCCAACGUUGGUUUACAAUAGUCAAGAUGAGUUGAAGUCAAGGUUUUUUCUUCCCUAUGUAAAGCUAUUUAUAUCUUCCAAGCCAAAUGGAAUAUUAUAAAAAUACAGUUAAUUCAUCCUAUGAGCAGGAAGAAUAUUUUUUAGUGUAAUUGUUUUCCAGCAAUUGUAAGAGCAUACUGCUUGUCUCAGAAGAAAAUUCCAUCGAGGGGCUUUAAAGUCUUUAUGUAUAAAAGACAAAAUAAAAAUAAUUUUUCUUAUUUUAG